Messenger RNA from Prorocentrum cordatum, 813 nucleotides. The record is from the annotation of a GenBank genome assembly. NCBI's taxonomy places the organism in Eukaryota, Dinophyceae, Prorocentrales, Prorocentraceae.
AUGAGUGGGCACACACCAGCCAAGGGAGGAUACCGCGGUGCAGCUUGGUUGUCCUUCUUGGCUGUCCUCGUCGGCUUCCUCUAUGGGUUCCUGGCACCCGUCGCGGGCGUCAUGGCCAUGGCCUCCAGCACGAUGUACGGCAACGUGAAGCAGUGGGGCGGCACCAACCACUUGGUCGUCCCUACCGGUCUCCUUCAGGAGCACUUUGCGGACGGCAAGAACGUGGAACCCGCCUGGGCUGCGGACGCUUUCGGCGGAGGCCUGAUCAGGGUGGACAGCACCACCUCCAGCGUGAUGCGGCGGCUCGCCCCAGCAGAGGCGACGCCACUGAUGAUUCCGUUCGCCCGCGACCUGCUGAAGGGCGCUGGCACGCCAGGUCGGUACUUCGAGCUGUACGCGGCUCGCAAUUACUUCGGCCGCGACGACGAUCACGAGUCGUCCGCACUUCACAACAGGGGCAACGACAGCGUCCCCGCCGCGGAUGCCGAGGAGCUGCCUUACGUGGAGCCGGCAUAUGAGCUGCGGCGCGUCCUCGCGCUGGCCCGAGCGAAAGGUGAGCGGUUCACGCUGAGGUACACUAAGGUCCCGUGGUUUGGCACUCCGCAGAGUUACGCCGCGUACAAAGGCGAGCAGGUGGUGCUGGAAGAGGACGCCGCCACCGGCAAGCGCUCUUGCACGGUCGGCGGGGUCCAGUGCGGCGACUCUGAGAUUGCCUUGCUCCCUGCGCCCCAGUGGUGGCUCACGAAGAUCCUGCACCCGUACCCGCUCCCGAUCUUGCCAGGGGACGUCCGCGACGUCCACUGCAGCACGUAG